Molecule: messenger RNA, 986 nt
Organism: Quercus lobata
Lineage: Eukaryota; Viridiplantae; Streptophyta; Magnoliopsida; Fagales; Fagaceae
Product: cell number regulator 2-like
Exons: 4
Coding region: 131-514 (127 amino acids)
Source: RefSeq, a predicted model, not a curated record
UGACUUGUCUGCGAGUGAAUAAAAAAACCAUAUCCAAUCUCUUUAUAAACAGAACUGAUCAAACAGGUAGAGGCAUAUAGAGCUCUGAAUUUGCCAUCCUCUUCCUGAUACAUCUUUCCAUCUCUAAAAUAUGGCUGCUCCACAGCUUCCACCCAGGGGAAAGUGGACCACCAGAGUAUGUGGUUGCUCUGAAGACUGCUCCAAUUGCUGGGUUACCUGCGUGUGUCCCUGCCUCACCUUUGCCCGCAAUGCUGAGAUAGUGGACGAGGGAAAAACAUCUGCUUUUACCGCAGGCCGAAACUAUUUGGUGCUUUGCAAUUUCGUGCCGCUUUUGGGCGCAACUUUAUACGGAUGCACGUACCGAUCCAAACUGAGACGCCGCUUUGAUUUGCCAGAACAGCCAUGCAGCCCCUGCGAGGAUUGCUGUGUCCAUCACCUAUGCUGUUUUUGCGCUCUUUGCCAAGAGCACCGCGAGCUCACAAACCGUCAAAUGGAUCCAAGAGGAGGUCACUAGCAGCUGCUAAUCAAGAUUGCAAGGAUAAGAAACUCAAGAUGUAAUAGAAGUGCUUGGGCUUAUGAAGCUAAGGAUAUGCAAGGAGUUAUCAAAUUGUGUGGUGUAGCUAGCAGCAAUGCAAGUUCAACAAAUGGGGCUGUACAGGAGGCUUUGAUGGAAGCAGUCAUCACAGCCAACAACUACGGAUUUAAUAGGAUUCUCUUUUUGACAAACAACAAGAAUCUGAUCCAACUUGUUCACAGGUCUAAGACUCCAGCUUGGCAUGAGAGGUCCUUGAUGGCUGAUUUGGAUAUUUUGUAUCAAAGUGGUUUUGUUUGUAAUCUGUUAGUUGUCCCCAAUUGUAUCCUUGAUUUUGUUAAUGUUGCUGCAAAAAUGGCAAUCCGAAUGCCACUACAUCAUACUUGGGUUCAUCCUAGUCUUUUGUAAUUUGAUAAACUCUAUAUCUUCCUUUACUGGUAUCAAAAAAAAAAAA